AUGAAUAUUAACCCUUGGGCCACCAAGUUCUCAGGUCCAAAUCCUGCAGCCGAUCCCAGGAGGAUGAGGAGAAUCAUUGCGGAGGAUCCCGAGUGGUCGCUGGCAACGGUCCCUCUGCUUUCGGAUCUCUGUAUCAAGCACAUUGUGAAGAAUUUCGCUGAGCAUCCCCUUUUGGACCAGCUUCUGGAGAAGCACAAACGCAAGGUGUUGGCCAAGAUCUCCACCAAUAUCCCACUACAAGUGACAGCAAACCUGGUGAGUGAUGAGGGCUAUUGGAGAAGAUGCUGCCUGGAAUGCUGGGAGGUGUGCGACAUCUCCAGUUAUGGAGGAAGCUGGAAGAGGAUGUUCUUUGAACGGCUGCUGAAGAACAUCAUUGAAUUCUUUGUCCCAGACACCACCGAUGUAAAGGUAGUCCUAGAACUGGUGCCACUCUGUAGAAACUAUGUGAGGAAGUUAGACAUUGCCCAGCUCCUUCCUCCUGUCAAGCAAAGUCAUGAGACAAUGGAUGAUGACUCCUCAGAUGGCGGCAGUGAUAGUGAUGUGAAUGGAUCUUCAGUUGAUCACUUUGACUUCAGCAUCUUGCUCAACAAACUCAUCAACCUUGAGGAACUGCACGUGACAUAUGGGGUCAAAGACUGCGGGAUGAAUUUUGAAUGGAAUAUCUUCCAGUUCACUUACCGAGAUUGCUUCUCGCUAGCGAAGGCCAUCCAUUCUUGUAAGAGCCUGAAGGUGCUCAAGCUCCCUCGAAACAGGAUUGAUGAUGAAAUGUUAAGAGUGCUGGUGAAGUACAUGCUGAACCAUCCCUCACUGGUAGAACUGGACCUGUCACAUAACUUAAUCAAGGACAAUGGGGCAAAGGUAGUGGCCAAGCUUCUUCACAAGACUAAGCUGGAGAAGGUCAACCUGUGCAACAACUGCAUCUCAGCAUAUGGGGCCAAAGCCAUCUCCUACAAAGUCAGGCGCUUCUCCACCCUCAAAUCCAUCAACUUUCGCCUCAAUCAGAUUGGGGACGAAGGAGGGGAGGCUUUGGGCCAAGCUCUUAUGAAGUCCUCAGUGGAAGAAAUCAACUUGUCGAGCAAUGAGCUGACGGAGCCUGUGGCAGUGGUCUUCUCUGAACUCCUAAUGAAGAACCACACCCUGAAGUCCAUUGAUCUUUCCUGUAAUAAUUUAGGGCAGGAAGGUGGGAGGCAGCUCCAAGAGGGAAUGUCCAUGAACAAGACUGUAAUGGAGUUUGACCUGCGACUGACAGAUAUCGGCCAAGAGAAUGAAUAUGCCAUCAACCAGAUGCUGCACCUUAACCGGGAGAGGGUGACGAAUGCCAUCUGCCGGCCACUUAAAGCCACAAAAGUCAAUGACAUUACAUCAGACCACUUCCUGGCACCUGACUGA
This is a messenger RNA of Carcharodon carcharias (great white shark), 1389 nucleotides long. RefSeq names its product t-complex-associated-testis-expressed 1 (gene drc5). The coding region runs from base 1 to 1389 and encodes 462 amino acids. NCBI's taxonomy places the organism in Eukaryota, Metazoa, Chordata, Chondrichthyes, Lamniformes, Lamnidae. Gene Ontology annotation, cellular component: sperm flagellum. Gene Ontology annotation, biological process: flagellated sperm motility. Gene Ontology annotation, molecular function: protein binding. The transcript has 3 exons. The record is from RefSeq and is a predicted model, not a curated record.